Molecule: messenger RNA, 1923 nt
Organism: Pseudopodoces humilis (Tibetan ground-tit)
Lineage: Eukaryota; Metazoa; Chordata; Aves; Passeriformes; Paridae
Source: RefSeq, a predicted model, not a curated record
AUGGCGGAGGAGGCCGUGAGGGGGAUCCUGGAGCAGCUCCUGGUGGCCCUGGGGACCCCCAAAAAUGGGGAGCCCCGACGGGGAGCUCUGCUGGUGGCCCUGACAGCGGGGAAGGGCCCGGGGGGCCCCCCCUGCAUCUUCACAGUGGCCGCCACGGGACCCCUCGGCCGUGACCUCGACCCUGAAGUGCUGGAGGGGGCUCCCCGAGGGGUGCAGGAGCUGCCGGGAGCCCCCCCAAAUCCACCCCCCUGCUGCAGGCAGAUCCUGGCUCGGGCUCAGGUGCAGAGGAGCUUCCAGAUCUGCCAGCCCCUCCCGUGGAGCCCCACCCGGGGGUCCCUGUGGCGGCUCCUGCACCGGACCAGCCUCGUGCACCCUGAGGUCGAGUUUCAUUUCUGUGUCAGCAUCGAUGGGAAGGUCACGUCCCGAACCCUCAGCCCCGAGCCCCCCUGGGCACAGGCGGGAACCAGGCUGAGGGUGCAGAGCCGGCACUUCACUGGGCCGCCCUGCAGCCGCCUCCGCCCGUGCCCGGGGCCGCCGCUGCCGCUGCCGGUACCGGCCCCGCUGGCGGCCGCGGGCUUCGGGGGAGACCUGCAGCUGCUCCCGGUCAGCGCCCUCAGCCCCGCCGGGACCCCCGGGACCCCCGGGACCCCCGGGCCGGGACCCCCGCUCCGCCGAGUGGCUGUCCCCCCUGUCUGGAUGAGUCCCCUACGGUUCGAGGAGCCCCCCCAAAUCCGGGGUCCCCCCCCAGGGAUGCGCCGGCUGCUCCUGCCCCAGCUGGACCCCACGCUCCACCUGAGCCGCCCCGCGCUGGCCCGGGGGCUCCGGACCCUCCUGCACCCCCUCCUGGGUGGGCUGCACCGCCAGCACCAGGCCCAGCAGAGCGUGGCCCGAGCCCAGGCCCUGGCGGUGGCCGCGGUGACGGCCGUGGUGGCCGCCAGCUCCAGCUCCCGCUUCCGCAGCGCCUGCUUGGGCGCCCUGCAGGUGCAGGACACGCCGGCGCUGGCGGUGGCCGCACGCCGCAGGUGGGCCGAGGUCUCGCGCCGGCCACGGCUGCCCCGCGGGGGGGCCGCGGUGCCCGGCUGCCUCAGCCUGGCCUGCUCCUACGUGGGGAGCCUGUACGUGUGGGGCAGCCCCCUGCCCAGGGACCACCCGUCGGUCAUCAAGCGCCGCUUCACGAGCGUCCUGGUGGUGUCGGGGCUGUCCCCGGCCCUGGUGUGGCUCUGGAAGGAGCUCACGGGGGUCAAGGCCGACACCCCCCUGCCCGCGCUGCUGGGGCUGCGCCUCGAGGGGCUGGUCCCGGCCACGCUGCUGCCUCUGCUGCUCACCAUGAUCCUGUUCCUGGGGCCGCUGAUCCAGCUGUCCAUGGACUGUCCCUGGCGGUGGCUCGAUGGCAUCAGGGUGGCCCUGGACCCGCGGGUGUGGGUGCUGUGCCUGGGGGACGUGCGCUGGCUGCGGAACCAGGUGGUGGCCCCUCUGACGGAGGAGUUGGUGUUCAGGGCCUGCAUGCUGCCCAUGCUGGUGCCCUGCACGGGGCCCGGCCCCGCCGUGCUGGCCUGCCCCCUCUUCUUUGGGGUCGCCCAUUUCCACCACGUGAUCGAGCAGCUCCGCUUCCGCCACGGCUCCGUCGGCAGCAUCUUCAUGGCAGCAGCAUUCCAGUUCUCCUACACGGCCGUGUUCGGGGCCUACACGGCCUUCCUGUUCCUCAGGACCGGUCACCUGGCGGGGCCGGUGCUGUGUCACUCCUUCUGUAACUCCAUGGGGUUCCCGGCGCUGGGCGCGGCUCUGGGGCACCCGCGGCGCCGGGCGCUGCUCCCCGCGUAUCUGCUGGGGGUGCUGGGCUUCCUGCUCCUGCUGCACCCCCUGACCGAACCCGCCUUCUUCGGGGCGCGCCCGCCCUGCCGCGACCCCCCCGCCUGCUCCUGA